Messenger RNA from Microthlaspi erraticum, 1059 nucleotides. The record is from the annotation of a GenBank genome assembly. NCBI's taxonomy places the organism in Eukaryota, Viridiplantae, Streptophyta, Magnoliopsida, Brassicales, Brassicaceae.
AUGCAAGGAGGAUCGUCGGGAAUUGGUUACGGAUUGAAGUAUCAGGCUCGAUGUAUAUCGGAUGUGAAAGCCGAUACGGACUACACUAGCUUUCUCACUGGUACUCUAAGUUUGAAAGAAGAAAACGAGGUUCAUCUUCUUCGUCUGUCAUCUGGUGGAACUGAGCUGGUAUGCGAGGGUUUGUUCUCUCAUCCUAAUGAGAUAUGGGACCUUGCUUCUUGCCCUUUUGAUCAACGCAUUUUCUCCACCGUCUUCUCCACUGGUGAAUCGUUUGGAGCAGCGAUAUGGCAAAUUCCCGAGUUAUAUGGUCAAUUGAGUUCUCCACAAUUGGAGCGUGUUGCAUCUCUUGAUGCACAUGUUGGCAAGAUUAAUUGUGUUCUUUGGUGGCCUUCUGGAAGGUGUGACAAGUUGAUCAGCAUGGAUGAACAAAAUAUUUUCUUGUGGAACUUGGACUGUUCGAAAAAGUCUGCUGAGGUUCAAUCUAAGGAUUCGGCUGGGAUGUUGCAUUCUUUAUCUGGUGGAGCAUGGAGUCCACACGAUGUAAAUGCUGUUGCAGCGACUGGUGAAUCAUCUGUCCAGUUCUGGGACCUCCGUACUAUGAAGAAGGUUAAUUCAAUUGAACGUGCUCAUGUACGCGGUGUUGAUUACAGUCCCAAGAGAGAACACACAUUUAUAACUGCAGAGGAUGAAUCUGGUAUACAUAUCUGGGAUCUCCGGAAGGCCAAGGUUCCUGUCCAAUCGCUUCCUGGUCAUACACAUUGGACAUGGUCUGUCAAGUGUAACCCUGAGUAUGAUGGGCUUAUUCUGAGUGCUGGAACAGAUUCAGCUGUCAACUUGUGGUAUGCUUCAUCAUCAUCCACUGAUGAAAAAGCCUCAGAAAGCCCUGUGGCAUCAACACGUCAGCGCGUAAACCUACUGCUCAACUCGUACACUGAUUAUGAAGACAGUGUUUAUGGCCUUGCUUGGAGCUCACGCGAGCCUUGGGUUUUUGCAUCAUUAUCAUACGACGGAAGGGUCGUCAUCGAAUCCGUCAAGCCUUUCCUUCCGAGACUAAAGUAA